UGUUGUUGUUUUUUUUGGUAUUGAAAAAAAAAAUUUUUUUUCACGUGUAUUCGUGUGAAGACAUUAAAUUUGUAAAAAAAAGUGAAUAACUUGUUGAUUCAUCAUCAACGAAUUUUUUUUUUUUGAUUAUAAUGGCUACAAAUACACAUUUACCAUAUCUACAAACAACAAUCAAUCCAUCGAUCAUGUAUGAUGAUAAUAUUGUUGGCAAUGAUUUUAUGGGCAAUACCCUUAAUACACCGGAUAUUGUUGAUAUGUUGGAUUCAUUUCAUCCAACAUUUCAAUCAGAAAAAACAUAUAAUAAUGAUCAUCAAAUAUUUACCGAUGUUUAUGCUCAACAAAUAGAUGGUAGUACAGUAGCAGUAGCACCAUCAUCAACAUCAACAACAACAGCAGCAGCAGCAGCAGCAAUGUUGACCAAUAUAAAUCCAAUGAUUAUUAAUUCAUCAUCAUACUCAUCAUCAUCAUCAUCAUUAUUAUAUAACUAUGUUGAUUCACCACAACAACAACAACAACAACAAAAUUAUUAUGAACGUAAAUCCUAUUCACCAUUAUUAGAAAGUUCAGAAAUAAAUCUAGAAAAUAUGAGUUCACCAGAAAUGGCACCAGUAUCACCGAAUAAAGUAUGUCCACAAUCGGAUUAUAAUUAUCCUCAACCACCACCACCACCACCACCGCUACAACAGCAACAACAACAACAACAACAACAAUAUUCAGAUUCAUCAAAUAGUAGCAAUAAUAGCAAUAAUAAUAAUAUUCAAUCAAUGGCCUAUCAGAAUCUAGAAAGUGCUCAACCAAUUAUUAAAGAUGAAUUUGAUGAAAUGUCAUCAUUGGUCGAUUAUUUAAGUGAUCAAUCACAAUCGGCAACAACAACGGCGACUACGGCGACUACUAACAUGAAUCCAACAAUACAACAACAAACAUCAUAUUAUCCAAAUCCAAAUUCACCAGCCGGUUCGAUCUCAUCAAAUUAUUCAUUAGAUUCAUGUAAUUCACAGACAAAAACAUUUGCAACAUUGGAUAAUGUUACGAAUAUUAAACAAGAACCAAUCGAUAGUUCAACAAUAUUAAUACAACAGCCACAACAACGACAACAACAACAACAACAAUAUCAAUCAAUUGUACCAACAGUUGUUAAUGAAACAAUUGUUUCGGAAACAUUUGUACCUAGUGGCCAUAAUCAUCAUCAUCAUCAUCAACAUCAUGUUGAUCAAAAUACAACCACAGAUCUACAAUCGAAUCAAAUUAUUUAUAAUCUAACACCUGUAACUAGUAAUAAUAAUGGAUCGACAACAGCGACAUCGACAACCAAUUAUUAUUAUAUGUCACCAGUUUCAUUACCGACAGCAAACAAUACAAAUUCAAUUAAUUCUCAUACUAAUCAUUUAACGGCGCCAUCAACUAGUAAUCAAAUGCAACAACAACAACAACAUCAGCAUCAUGGACGUAAAAGAACAGCCAAUUUCAAUGGUGUAUCGCAUCCAUCAACAUCAACAAAUGGAACAAAAAAACAACGAAUGUCUAAACGUGAAAAACAAAAACUAAUGGAAUCAUAUAUUGAACAAUAUGAACGUGAAAAUAAACAAUUAGCCGGACAGAUUGAAUUGUUUGAAAAGCAGAUAAAUUUUUGUAAAAAAUAUUUAAGUGAAAAUGUUGCACCAUAUAUACAGAAACAGCAACAACAGCAGCAGCCAAUACAUCAACAAUUGCAAAGUUUUAUUGGAUUAGCAUAAAAAAAGGAUUAAUGCACAUUUUAUGUUUCCCACACACACACACAAAGAACACCUUUUUGAAAUCAAUGGUCUCGUUACCUUCUAAUCACAACACACACACACACACACACACACACACACACACAAAUUAUGACAAAAAUUCAGGAAAAAAACAUAUACUCAAUCAAUCUUACAUAUACAAACGACAAACAAACAACAAAAAAAUUAUCGACACACUUUCAUAUAUUUUUUUUUGUAAAUGUACAAAUCAUUUUCUCAUAGAUUCUGAUUCGGAAACAGAAUUUUUUGUUGUUGUUGUUGUUGUUAUUUUUGUUUUGUUUUGUUUUGUUUCACCCAACAACAAUCUUAUGAAAUGCCCAAUAUUAUUAUUCAUUAUUCUCAUUACACUUUGCUUUAUUUAUUAUCA
This is a messenger RNA of Dermatophagoides farinae (American house dust mite), 2139 nucleotides long. Lineage: Eukaryota; Metazoa; Arthropoda; Arachnida; Sarcoptiformes; Pyroglyphidae. The record is from RefSeq and is a predicted model, not a curated record.